GACAUCAAUGAAAACAGCAAAACGGCAGCAAAAGUAUUGCUUAGGUUCUGAUUAAAUCGCGAUUCACCUCCGAUGAGUUCGUCAUUUAAGAGUUGAAGAUUGGGGUGCGGCAAAAGUUCUUUUAUCUAGCCGACCGCAUUAUUUUGACCAGGCUUUUCCUAUAGCUCGGUAUACGGGCUGAAGGCUCCACUCCAUAACAACAUGAAGUUAAUGUUGAUUUCUCUUACUUUUAUCGUGGCCCUUGUUCAAGGGGACAUCGAUGUCGGAGCAGGUGUUCAUCGGCAUCGAGCGAAGAGGACGGAGACGGCCUUCUCCCAAGAGGAGAUUGAGGGAAUCGUUAAUCUGCAUAACGAGUAUAGGGGUAUGGUGACACCCGAGGCGUCUAACAUGAAGCAUAUGAGAUGGGACGAUAACCUAGCUAGGAUGGCUCAGAUCUGGUCGGAUGGUUGUGUUUUUGCGCACGGUAAUCCUGACAUCAUGACGGACUUCCAAUACGUAGGCCAGAACUUGUGGGCGGGGUCAAUCUUCGAUAACGGCCUUGGAGCCACGGCCAAGUGGUACAACGAGACCGUCGAUUAUGACUACAACACAGGAACCUGUGCACCGGGGAAAGUAUGCGGGCAUUACACCCAGGUAAGUGAAGAUGACCGAGUUUCGGACCCUGGACCUGAUCAUGUAUGUCCGCUUCGAAAUUAA
Molecule: messenger RNA, 696 nt
Organism: Lytechinus pictus (painted urchin)
Lineage: Eukaryota; Metazoa; Echinodermata; Echinoidea; Temnopleuroida; Toxopneustidae
Product: GLIPR1-like protein 1
Exons: 2
Coding region: 202-696 (164 amino acids)
Source: RefSeq, a predicted model, not a curated record